GGACCCUUUGUGACACGUGGUGACAUAGGAGCUGGCGGUGACAAGGCCAUGCCACAGUGCUCCAAGCACUUGACAGGACAGGACGGGACAGAGCAGUGCUGUGAGGAGCCCCCACACAGCGCACUCGUUCGUGUCUGACCUGGAGCUUUUCCGAGGUGUUAUUACUGCAGCUGACCUCGAGAACUUGCUGACCCGUGGCCUUCCCGAGGCUUCUCUCCUGCAAGUAGCCACAAAUCCAGCCACUGACAUGGACCAGAGACCCCCAAGAGUGCCCAAGCUGGCCUGGGUGGAGGAAGAGGAAGAAGGCCCUGGAGUUGCCCCUGCACACGAGACUGAAGAAGUGGUGCCAUUCAAGCAGCUGCAGGAGGGUGCAGCCGUGCAGCGCACACAAGAGCAGAAACGCACCCGUGGCCGCUUCCGCAGAACAGCGCAGCUGGUUUGCAAAUUCAUGAAGAGGAUCCGGGAGGAAGAGACCACCAUGGGCACAGGGCCCAGAGCAUAUUCGCACAUCUUCAAAACCCAGACCUGUGCUGCCCUGGCUGAUAUGCUGGUAGAGGAGGGGUUUUCCAAUCCAAAGCAAGUGCCCGCCAUGGUGAGGUACAUCCACCAGUGGCUCGAGGCCAACCAGUUUGCUGAGCACAGGCUGAACAGGACCCUGCUGGAUCUCACCGAAGAACGGCCCGCUGACGUAGUCAUGACGCUCCUGCGUGUGGCCCCAUUGUGUGACAGAGCUGCUUUGACCAUGUGGAAGAGCAUCAUGUGUUCGCCCAGGACUGCAGAGCCGGCCAUGCUCGUACUCCUCGAUGUGCUGGGCAGCUGGCCAGAGCACAGCACGUGCACCUCCGAUGGGGACAAAACGGGUGUCUUUGUCCUGGCUGUGAGUUUCUGCAACUGGCCUUUGCUGGCCCAAGGCCACCUCUCCAGCAGCUCUCCAUCCUCCCUCCCUCACGGCGUCUCCCUGCCUCAGGCGCUGGGCUGAAACCUGGCCUCGGGGCAGCUUCAGGGCCACCAGGCCCGGUGCUCCCCUGUGGCUCUCCAGGCCUCUCCCUCCCGUUCUCGGGCCCUGCCACACGAACACCUCGGCACUGAGCGCUGUCUCGGGCUGCUCUGUCCUUUGCAGGCAACUGUGCUGAUGUGGAAGAUCCUCCAGCUGCCCUGUGUCCCACAUAUGGUGACUGUGUAUCUCCCCCACCUAUUGGUGCAUCUGCUCU
Messenger RNA from Taeniopygia guttata (zebra finch), 1211 nucleotides. The record is from RefSeq and is a predicted model, not a curated record. NCBI's taxonomy places the organism in Eukaryota, Metazoa, Chordata, Aves, Passeriformes, Estrildidae.